UUUUUUUUUUUUCUAACGUUAAUUUAACCGACGCCCGCGACAGCAAUCGACUCAAACGGGGAUUUUUUUGUUCCACCGGCGACGCAAAAAUGCGUGUAGACCGGGCCUCGCGUUGACGUAUCCUAAGUGGAUCGACUCGGUGAUGUUGCCCUCCCUCUCGGAGCCUGGCUCGGGCUGAGUUGUUCGGUAUGACAGGAAUGAAGACGGAUCUGCAAGUAUUGAUAGCUAAUUUAAAAGUCAGCAUCUUAUUACCCUGCUAUCAAGAUUUCCCAUACAGAUUUUCAAAUGAAAAUGGAGGAUAUGCCCCUGUCAGGCCCAGACAACACCAAGCUGGAGGCCUUGGUCCACGACAUCUACUCUGAGCUGGUGGAAGAUGCCUGUUUGGGCCUGUGUUUUGAAGUACACCGUGCUGUGAAGCAGGGCUAUUUCUUCUUGGAUGAAACGGACCAAGACAGCAUGAAGGACUUUGAAAUUGUGGAUCAACCAGGAGUGGACAUAUUUGGGCAGGUGUACAAUCAGUGGAAGAACAAAGAGUGUGAGUGUCCAAAUUGCAAAAGGUUGAUAGCAGCUUCUCGCUUCGCCCCGCACUUGGAGAAAUGUCUCGGCAUGGGACGCAACAGCAGUCGCAUCGCCAACCGCAGGCUAGCCAGCAAUAAUAACAUGAGCAAAUCAGAGAGUGAUCAGGAGGACAAUGAUGACCUCAAUGAUAACGACUGGUCGUAUGGGGCAGAAAAAAAAGCCAAAAAGAGAAAGUCAGAUAAGAAUCAAAAUUCCCCGAGGAGAUCCAAAUCUCUAAAACACAAAAAUGGUGAGCUCGGGAGCAGCCUCAGCUCAGAGCCCUACAAGUAUAACUACAACACUGGCAUCAGUUAUGAAACAUUAGGCCCCGAUGAAGUCAGAUCCCUUUUAACAACACAAUGUGGGGUGAUCUCUGAGCACACCAAGAAGAUGUGUACCAGGUCACAGCGAUGUCCCCAGCACACGGACGAACAGAGGAGGGCCGUCAGGUUGUUCCUCCUGGGGCCGUCCGCGCCGUCGCUGCCCAGUGCAGACGCUGUGGUGGAGAGCGACAGCUUUGACAUUCCAGAUGGACAGACCCUGAUGAGCCGUCUGCAGUGGGAGGACUCCCCUGAUAUCUCGCCCACCGACUCUGCCUCAUCUAAAGCCAGCACCAACCAUUCAGAUUCUAGGAAGCCGAAGAAGAAAAAGAGGACGUCUCUCGGCUUGAAUAGCGGCGGAGGAGGAGGAGGGGGAGGAGGAGGAGGGGGAGGUGGAGGUGGAGGUCUGACUGGAAGCAGCAGCAGCAGCUCUCAGAGUAAUAUCAGCUUGUCGACCAAAAAAAAGAGGCCCAAACUCUCAGCACCUACUAUUUCAAGUAUCUAUGAUGACUUAAACUAGCAACAGCCCGUUUGUCAGGCCAGCUCCUGCCUCUUCUGAAUCGAGACCCUCCUUUCAUACCUACAUAUAUAGGUUCUUUAAUCAUUCUGCCUUAGUGAGUAAGGCAUCUCCAUUUUAAUGAACAUUUCUCCUGUUUUGUGAACACAGUUCUAAAAAGUUUGAUCAGUCACAGAGUCCAAUCAGAGUAUCUGUAGGUAAAUUCAGUCGCAUAACAAAAUUUCCAUUCCGCCGUCGCCCUAAGGUGGAAGUCAGGGUGACCUGACAAAGCAUUCAUCUGACACUUUUUGUAGUUGGUCCUUUGAGGUUGCAUUGGUAACUACCUCAGGGUUCUCUGAAAUGUUUUUUUGAGCAAUUUCAGUGUAAUAAGUUUUUCACUAAUGGAAGGCUUCCAAGCGGUUAUUUGAAUUUACAGUUGCGCUAUAUGGCCAAAAGAAUGUGGACAACUGAACAUUACACCCAUAUCUGAUGCUUCAAUAUUUAAUUCCUAAACCACUGACUUUAAACUGCUGCUACAAUACUCUCCUCGCUUCUGAGAAGACUCUCCACCAGAUUUUGGAACCUGGCUGCGGGAAUUUGAUUCCAUUCGGCCACAGACCAUUGGUGAAGCACUGAUGUUGGGUGACAAGGCCUAACUCACUGUCUUUUUAUCCCAAAAGUGUUGGAUGGGGUUGAGGUUAGGGCUCUGUGCACACCAAACUUAACCAUUUCUUAAUGGACCUGGUUUUGUGCUCAGGGUCAUUGUCAUUCUGACACAGGAAGGGAUCUUUCCCAGACCUUUUCCACAAAGUUGGAAGCACACUAUUGACCAAAAUAUCACUAUGCUGUAGCAUUUAGAUCACUUUUGAUUGGAACUAAGGGGCAAGGCUCCAACCAUGAAAGACAGCCCCAGACUAAAUGUACACAAAGACACGUGGACCGGGGUGUCCACAUAGUUUUGACCAUACAGUUAAAGCAGCACAAGGAUUUGUCUCAAAUGACACAAUCACUACAGUCUGUCUCUGUUGAUCAGCUUACGUAGAGGAUUGGUUUUCAAAUUCACAACACUGAGCUGUACGGUAUAAUAGGAACAUAGGUUUGAUUUUAUGCCGGAAAAAAAUUAAAUCACUUUUCUCUUAAAAAGACACCGUAAACGGCCUUUUUCACGGCAGCGAUUUUGACAGGACGUAGAAUGAAAACCACAGGUGUAGUUGAUAAUAUUAGUAAGGGAUGUACUCCAUUGAGCUCUCCUAAAUUCAGGGCCCCACUGUGUAUGCUCGUUCACAGACAGUGUUUACGGAUACACUUGUAUGGUACACAGCCUGCGUUAGCAUUAAUAGCAUUAAUUACACCCGUGUUUGUCCUGUGACAGAAUACCUGCUCUGAAACAGGCCGAUUAGCAGUCCUGGUUUGUCCACCUACUUAUGUAACAUUUAAGACCUUUUAUUACCGAUGGUCAAUUUAAAAAAAAAAAA
Messenger RNA from Xiphias gladius (swordfish), 2849 nucleotides. It is a transcript of the gene atxn7l3a, whose product is annotated as ataxin 7 like 3a. The record is from RefSeq and is a predicted model, not a curated record. Gene Ontology annotation, biological process: positive regulation of DNA-templated transcription; regulation of transcription by RNA polymerase II. The transcript is spliced from 14 exons. Gene Ontology annotation, molecular function: transcription coactivator activity. Lineage: Eukaryota; Metazoa; Chordata; Actinopteri; Istiophoriformes; Xiphiidae. The coding region runs from base 286 to 1398 and encodes 370 amino acids. Gene Ontology annotation, cellular component: DUBm complex; SAGA complex.